Molecule: messenger RNA, 2071 nt
Organism: Megalobrama amblycephala (Wuchang bream)
Lineage: Eukaryota; Metazoa; Chordata; Actinopteri; Cypriniformes; Xenocyprididae
Gene: olfml3b
Product: olfactomedin-like 3b
Exons: 3
Coding region: 256-1428 (390 amino acids)
Biological process (GO): signal transduction
Source: RefSeq, a predicted model, not a curated record
GAGUCAUAAUGAAACAUAAAUAAUAAAAUACUGGUCAUUAGUAGUUCUGUGUUUUACCAGAAAAGGAGAUGGAGGUAAUCCAGCUCUCCAGAGAAAGAGCCGCUCCAGAUGUUUUAGGCUCCUCCUCUCGUUCUGCUCUUUCUCUAAACAUUCCAGCCAACUUAGUGCCUCUGCAUGAGGGCUUUUCCACUCCGCCUGUCAUAAACACAUACUCACACACUCACCGUUUCUAAGCAGUCUCCUCCAGUCUUUAAGAUGAGAGCCCUCCAGCUCCUUGUCCUCGUUCUUUCUGGCCUGGUUGGAGCACAGCAGCAGGCCCUUAUGGACUACUUGGAGAGAAGACUCCUUGCCAUUGAGGAUCGCAUCUCCUUGUGGCAUGAGCAGACCAGCCGCUACGCCUCUGAGCUGCGCGAGUUCAAGCAGCAGAUGGUGGCACAGCUAGAGGGCCUGGACAAGAGUAAGGAGGCGCUGCGAAGUGAGUUGGACACGGUGGGAACACGCGUAGAUCGCGUGGAGAGAGAGAUGGACUACCUCGAUACACAGAAUGGUGCGCAGCCUUGCGUGGACGUGGAUGACAAGCUGGUGGAGCAGCAGGUGACGGUUGUCAAGGAGAGAAACAAAGCCAAGUACGCCAAGCUUACAGACUGUAGUGACAUGAUCUCCAGCAUCAAAGCCAUGAAGAUCCUCAAACGAGUUGGUGGCACUAAGGGAAUGUGGACCAAAGACACAGGAAGUGCCACCGGGAAGGUAUACAUCUUAAACGGGACAGAGGAUAAUACAGUGCAUGAAUUUGGUACAGUCCGUGAUUUCACUUCCUCCCAAGGCACUUCUGGGGCCACCAGUGUCCAGCUCCCUUCAGCCUGGCGUGGUAUGGGCCAUGUGAUCUACAACAACCAGCUUUAUUAUCUGAAGCAGGGUGAGGAGAUGAAACUAAUAAAGUUUGAUCUUCAGAAGAACAUAGUUGUGGACAGUGCUGUAUUUCCAGCUAAAAACCAGCUCCCAGUGUACAGCCUGAAUCCUGAGACCUUCAUCGAUUUAGCAGUGGACGAAGAGGGUCUGUGGGCCAUCUACGCCACACAGGAGAAUGAGAGGCACAUCUCUUUGGCCAAGAUAGACGCUAAAACACUAGACGUUGAGCAGAUGUGGGACACCCCUUGUGUGAGGGAGAAUGCGGAAGCAGCGUUCGUCAUCUGUGGUACUGUCUACGUGGUCUAUAACUCCAAACUACCCAGCCGCUCCCGAAUUCAGUGUGUGUUUGAUGUCAGUGACAUGGUAACAAAUGACGACGCUCCACAUGUAUACUUUCCCAAACGAUACGGCACUCAUGCCAGCCUCAAAUACAGCCCUGUGGAGCAGCUGCUCUACGCUUGGGACGAUGGCUAUCAAAUCCUCUACAAACUCCAAAUGAAAAAGAAACUGGAGGUGUAGAAGGUGUACUGAAGACUGAAGUAAGCAGAGCUGGAGAGUAAAUGCCCGUGUUAUAGGCUUGUUUUUCUAAUGCAACCUGGCUGAGUCGCACUUCAAUAUAUUUGAGCUUUUAGUUACACGGAGAGCACAACAUAUGAUUGAUUGGACACAUGUUUGUUUACUGGAAAUAAAUGUACAGGGCUCAAGAAAGAACCAUUUUAACUUAGUUUGCCUGGAGCAGAACUAAUACAAUGAUUUUAUAUUUUAUGUUGACAUGAAAUGUGCUGUUAAUAAAUAAUUGCAAUACUAGUUAACAAUUCACCUAGCAACUAGGAACACACUGAAACAACAUUACAGUAAUAUCAAUACUUAAAAGGUACACUAUGCAAACUGUGGCAUUAAAAAACAGCAUGCAUUUUGUGGAAGGUUUAAGGUUUAUAGGUUUAAGAGAUAUAACCAGUUUAGAUAGAAAGGAUCUCAAGCUGACUAGCUGAAGACGUUACUGUAGGCUAGAUAAAGCCAUAGACACAAUACUACCUUGAAAAUAAAUUCCAGCACAGCGCUACAACAACCAUUAAUGAAAUGACUCUUCACAUGUGGUAAUUUAUCUGUUUAGUAAAAUAUCUCACUCACCUGUUGAGUAAUAAAAACAGCAUCUCCACAA